GCUGGACAGCCUGGAUGGACCACGACUUUGCAUCUACUCCUCCAGAGAUGCAGCCGCACAGGGCUCCAGGCCACAGAACUUCCUUCUCUCGCAGCCACAUGCUGGGGCGCCAUACCCAUCAAAAGCUCAGUGGAGAUGUGUCCCCCCUCAUCCCUGUCAUCAAGAAGACUGUCCAUUUGGAUGCCUUCCCCAAAAGCAGUGUCUUACAGAAUUCCAAACAACCAAGCAUUAGGUCCAGGGCCUGGAGUAUGUCCCAACAGGGCACUGCCAUGGGAUCCUUGAGUCCCAUGCCUCCCAACAGCUUUAUGCCCAGAAAACUCAGCUCUAUUUCCUUAAUGAUUCACCAGAACGUUCAAACACAGCCCCUAGAGGCCUCGAUUUCUCACUGGGAAGAGGUACCAAAUUUGGGUAACAAGGCUCUCACCCAGAGGGAAGGGACACUGUCCACUUCAAGUGCACCACUCAUGGCUCAAGUGCCAGAGGUCGGGGCCUCCUCUGAAGACCAAAAGAACACAGACCUGACCAAAUCCAGCAGGACAUCCCUAGGGGAUAAACCCCUGGCAUAUUCAUUUCUGUCUUUACCUUUCCCAGUUCAGGCCACCCAGAGUUCACCAGGCCUUCCAGGGACAGGCCCUGUGGGUCAAGUCUAUACCAGAACUUCUCCAGGAAGAAGCAAGUCUAGGCCCAGGGGUAUUCCCAGGCCCCGAGCAUACCUCCAAAGGACCACGCCCGCUGCAAGUUUGUCUGCUGUGGGCACAAAACUAGAUAUAGCCAGAAAUUUAGGCACGGUAGCCAUCAACAGGCCUGAGUUAGCCAUCAGCAUCCCCACACCAAACCCAUGCAGACUGGUCAAAGGCACAGAGCUUCCCGUUCUGGAUGCCAAGAUGCGCAUGGCCAUUGACUUACGCUUAACAUCCAAGUCAGGAAAAGCCACAGACUCGGUCAUAGCAGGCCCACCCAAAUUAGGCAGAGCCAUGAAUUUAACCAGAGCGGGGACAACCAAGCCAGGCCAAGGCAUGAAUUUGGUAACUGCAGACUCAGACAAGCUGGAAAAUGUCAUGUUUAUGACCAUGGAGGCUUCAAGCAUGGCUUUGGCAAUGUCAGAUGAGACCAAUCUGGACAUAACCAGCUUGGACACAGUCACAGCUUUGGCUGGAGCCAAUAUAGGCAAGCUGGACACAACUACAGAUUCUCCUGCACUGCACACAACCAGACUGGGUACAGCCGAGGAUUCAGUUGUGCCAGGCUGCCCAGACCCAGCCACUGAUGAGACCAAGCCAGAUGUUGUCAAUAACCUGACCAUCCCAGACACUGCUACUUACCCUCUAAUGCCAAGCAGAAGCACAGACCCAGCCCAGGACCAUGCCACUGUGGAUGCUAUCACAGACAGCGCCAUGGAACCCGCCUCACUGGACCUGUCCAGAGAACCCAAAGGGCUCCCAGAGGCCAGGACGGACGCAGCUAUGUCAGAGCUGGUACCUGAGCCCAGGCCCAAGCCGGCGGUGCCCAUGAAGCCGGUCAGCAUCAACUCCAACCUGCUGGGCUACAUCGGCAUUGACACCAUUAUCGAGCAGAUGCGCAAGAAGACCAUGAAGACUGGCUUCGACUUCAACAUCAUGGUCGUGGGCCAAAGUGGACUGGGCAAGUCAACGCUGGUCAACACACUGUUCAAGUCCCAAGUGAGCCGAAAGGCCUCCAGCUGGAGCCGGGAGGAGAAGAUCCCUAAGACAGUGGAGAUCAAAGCGAUUGGACACGUGAUAGAGGAAGGUGGGGUCAAAAUGAAGCUGACGGUCAUCGACACGCCAGGCUUUGGAGACCAGAUCAAUAAUGAAAACUGCUGGGAGCCCAUUGAGAAGUACAUCAGCGAGCAGUACGAGAAGUUCCUGAAGGAAGAGGUGAACAUCGCCAGGAAGAAGCGCAUCCCAGACACUCGCGUCCACUGCUGCCUCUACUUCAUCUCCCCGACAGGACACUCCUUACGACCUCUUGAUCUUGAAUUCAUGAAACACCUCAGCAAAGUGGUGAACAUCGUUCCCGUCAUCGCCAAGGCUGACACCAUGACUCUGGAGGAGAAGUCCGAAUUCAAGCAGAGGGUUCGCAAAGAGCUCGAAGUCAACGGCAUCGAAUUCUACCCUCAGAAGGAGUUUGAUGAGGAUUUGGAGGACAAGACAGAGAACGACAAAAUCCGGCAGGAGAGCAUGCCCUUCGCUGUGGUGGGGAGCGACAAGGAGUACCAAGUGAACGGCAAGAGGGUCCUCGGGAGAAAAACACCCUGGGGGAUCAUCGAAGUGGAAAACCUCAACCACUGUGAGUUUGCCCUGCUCCGAGACUUCGUCAUCAGGACUCACCUCCAGGACCUCAAAGAAGUGACACACAACAUCCACUAUGAGACUUACAGGGCCAAGAGGCUGAAUGACAAUGGAGGCCUCCCUCCGGGAGAAGGCCUCCUGGGCACUGUCCUUCCACCUGUGCCAGCCACCCCCUGUCCCACUGCUGACUGAAGGCCAUUUCAAGCGCUGCUUCUCCCUCAUUCC
Acomys russatus (golden spiny mouse) is the source of this 2534-nucleotide messenger RNA. It is a transcript of the gene Septin3, whose product is annotated as septin 3. The record is from RefSeq and is a predicted model, not a curated record. The transcript has 11 exons. Lineage: Eukaryota; Metazoa; Chordata; Mammalia; Rodentia; Muridae. Gene Ontology annotation, molecular function: GTP binding; molecular adaptor activity; GTPase activity. Gene Ontology annotation, biological process: cytoskeleton-dependent cytokinesis. The coding region runs from base 15 to 2501 and encodes 828 amino acids. Gene Ontology annotation, cellular component: cell division site; neuron projection; septin ring.